Messenger RNA from Morchella sextelata, 288 nucleotides. RefSeq lists its product as uncharacterized. Bases 1 to 288 code for a protein of 95 amino acids. The record is from RefSeq and is a predicted model, not a curated record. NCBI's taxonomy places the organism in Eukaryota, Fungi, Ascomycota, Pezizomycetes, Pezizales, Morchellaceae. The transcript is spliced from 3 exons.
AUGGGAUCAGCACGAGACUGCUGGCUACCACUACCCAGGUUGAUGUUUGACAGGUUAUCGCUUGGGUGGAUGAGUAUGUCAUUUUUUUCGCUUAACCGGUUAAGCAAACACUGCAAGGUUCAAGCAGUGUAUUCAAACUGUCGCGUCACGCAAUACCCGACUAGAUCGACUACUUUUUCUUAUACGACAUUACAACCGAAAUUCAGCCAGAUUCUCGAGAAACAGUUACACCAUAGGUCGUGGACGGUCCUGCGGACGAAAUCCCGCAUCGAGAACAUGAUCUUGUAA